Molecule: messenger RNA, 708 nt
Organism: Propithecus coquereli (Coquerel's sifaka)
Lineage: Eukaryota; Metazoa; Chordata; Mammalia; Primates; Indriidae
Product: olfactory receptor 1D2-like
Exons: 1
Biological process (GO): G protein-coupled receptor signaling pathway
Cellular component (GO): membrane
Molecular function (GO): G protein-coupled receptor activity; olfactory receptor activity
Source: RefSeq, a predicted model, not a curated record
CCCAAGAUGCUGGUGAACCUUCAGUCCCAGAACAAAGCCAUCUCCUACGCAGGGUGUCUGACACAACUCUACUUCCUGGUCUCCUUGGUGGCCCUGGACAACCUCAUCCUGGCCGUGAUGGCGUAUGACCGCUAUGCGGCCAUCUGCCACCCUCUCCACUAUAUCACAGCCAUGAACCCUAAGCUCUGUAUCUUGCUCCUCAUCUUGUGUUGGGUGCUCUCUGCCCUUUAUGGCCUCAUCCACACCCUCCUCAUGACCACAGUGACCUUCUAUGGGUCCCGAAAGAUCCACUACAUCUUCUGUGAGAUGUACGUCCUGCUGAGGCUGGCAUGUUCCAACAUCCAAGUGAAUCACACAGUGCUGGUUGCCACUGGAUGCUUCAUCUUCCUCACCCCAUUAGGGUUCAUGAUCACAUCCUAUGUCUGCAUCAUCAGAGCGAUCCUCCAAAUACCCUCAGCCAUUGGGAAGUACAAAGCCUUCUCCACCUGUGCCUCCCAUUUGGCUGUGGUCUCCCUCUUCUAUGGGACACUGGGCAUGGUGUACCUGCAGCCUCUGCACACCUACUCCAUGAAGGACUCAGUAGCCACAGUGAUGUAUGCCGUGGUGACCCCCAUGAUGAACACUUUCAUCUACAGCCUGAGGAACAAGGACAUGCAUGGGGCUCUGGGAAGACUUCUCCAAGGAAAAGCCUUUCAGAGGUUGACAUGA